Carcharodon carcharias (great white shark) is the source of this 6723-nucleotide messenger RNA. RefSeq names its product sperm flagellar 2 (gene spef2). Gene Ontology annotation, molecular function: protein binding. Gene Ontology annotation, biological process: sperm axoneme assembly. The transcript has 42 exons. Gene Ontology annotation, cellular component: manchette; sperm midpiece. Bases 1 to 6672 code for a protein of 2223 amino acids. Lineage: Eukaryota; Metazoa; Chordata; Chondrichthyes; Lamniformes; Lamnidae. The record is from RefSeq and is a predicted model, not a curated record.
AUGCGUGGAAGUAAAGAAACUCUACACAACCACCACAGAGACGGUCAUCAAGGCACUCAAGGAGAUGUUUUCAACUCACAGCCAAUUCCCGAUAAGCUCAAUUCCGAUUACAGCCCCCAAUUCACUGACCAACAUUUUGUGCCUUUUGCAGCAGUAGCCGGAUUCCACCACUGUACCAGCUCCCCAAACUACCUCCAGUCCAACGAUCCUGCCAAAGAAACUCCUGCCAGGUUUGGUCACCAGAUGGGAAAAGGAGCUGGCCUACAGACAGAAGCAGGCCUCGGCCUACAAUUGCGACAUCACACCAAGCACCUGCCACAGCUACAACAGGAUGAUAAAGUUUGGAUCCCAGACCUCGGGAAUCAAGGCAUGGCUCUGCACCUAAACAAGGACCAACCCCAUUCCAACCAUAUUGGAAUGCCAGAGGGCACAGUCAGGGGCAACAGGAGGAACCUCCGCCCACCCCUUGGCCAGGCUUCCCCAUUACAAGAUGGAGUACGAUUCAUGAGAAAGCCCAGAAACGUUGUCAAAGCUCGAAUUCGUUUCUUGAACAUUUACUGUCAAAACAAAAUGGCGCUGACGGACCUGCCCCUCCCACCCCGGGGGGGGAGGAGGAGCCCGUUACCCAGGGGGCGGGGUCUGCAUCACAAGGCGGGGGAAUCGGCGCCUGCGGGGCGGGGCGGGGCGGGGCGGGGCGGGGCCCACAUCCCCUUGGGGGCAAGGCCGGUUCAUCGCAGGGCGGGGCUUGCAGCCCAGGGGCGGGGUCUGUUUCCCGGUGACCGUAUCCAUGGGAACCGCGGGCAGCGCAGGCCCGGGCCCGGGCCCGGAGCAGCAAUGACCGAGAUCCUGUGUCAGUGGCUGAAUGAGGAGCUGAAAGUGUCCCGGAGAGUGGAUCCCAGCUCGUUGGCGAGGGAUUUUUCAACUGGAUAUCUGAUUGGAGAGAUUUUGAACAAGCACCAACUACAGGAUGAUUUUGAUCAGUUCUCCAAGGGCAGGAAUGCCAUUUCUCAGCUCAAUAACUUCCAGCGUCUGCUACCCACUCUGCAGCUCUUGGGGGUGAUGAUCAGUGACAAUGUGGUGCAGGCACUGGUUCAGCAGGAGCCUGGUGUUGCUACACGCCUCCUGUAUCAAAUCUACAUCGCUCUCCGCAGGAAAAAGAAAGCUCAGCUCUCUAAACUGGCCAUGGAGUCCAUGAGACCACCUGCAGCAGCCAAACUGGCCAGCAUCAGCAGCAGGAUGUACAAAGAGCGUCUGAAGACGAUGAUUCCGCGUGAAGUUGAUGUGAUGCUGCGGAAUGUCUCCAACCACUUUGUGGCUCUGGGCAAAGAAAUGAAAGAGCAGCAGAACCAGAAACACGAGGAGGAACUACAAAAAGAACAGAACAUCCAGGAACAACAGCGGAUCCAUAAUGUGGAAACACUCUGGAAAGCGAAGAGGAGAAAUAAAGAGCUGAUGGCUAAGGUUCAGGCAUCACUGAUCCAUAUUGCCAAACCGAUGCCACGAAGCAUGGCUAGAGACAUUGAGAAACGCAAAGAGGAGUUGAGGAAGAAGGAAGCUGAGGUGCUGGAGUUGGCGCUCGCAAUGGGGAACGCAAUCAGGGAUCCAGAAGCAAUCAAGGGAGCACAAAAUGGGGCCGUCCUUCACGUCUGGAGGAAGGCACCGGUUAGAAAUGGUGCGGAAGCGAAUGGCUCGGUGGGAAGAGUGGUCUGUUGCACCCUUCAACCUAGCGAUUUAAAGAGGGUUCCCUUGCCAGAGGGAGACAUUGAGGAGGCUGAGAGGUCCUCAGACGAUGAAGAGCAGGAAGGGCAGGAACCUCAAGAGGGAAAUGAGGGUCAGCUUCCAGGAGAGGGUGACAAUGGAGUGAGCAGAAGGUUGAUUUACCCUGGCGGAGCAGAUGGGAUCGUUCCUCCUCUUCCUGUAGUGGAAGGCGUUUCUAGGGCAGCUGCCGAUGUGCUGACCUCCCUUGUAAUGGCCUCCCAGGCUGGCAAGAUGUUUAUCGAAGAGACCAACGAGUUUGAAAUGAUAUUGAAGAAGCUGGUGCCAACUGGUGCUGCAAAAGAUCAUGAGAGGGCGCACAGUGCAUUUGACGUGUUGGAAAAACCUUCCCCACUAAAGGAGACAUUUACCCCAUGUGUGAGGGUGGAGGAAGGCCAGACGUUUAUCGAGAAUCUUCGAAAGCGACUGGAUGAAGAGGCAAAAGCAAGAAAAGAGCGGGAGAAGAGGCGACGGCGAGUUAUAUUGGAUCAGCUCCAAGCGCACGAGGCUCAGGAGGAGGUGUAUCGAGAGGAACAGCUGGUUAAUCGGCUAAUGCGUCAGUCGCUGCACGAGAGACGGAUUGCAGUCCAGCUGAUGCAUGCUCGACACGAGAAACAAGUCAUUAUGCAGAAUCGUAUCUUUCGGGAGAAACAGUAUGAGGAGAAACGAUUGCAAGAGUUCCAGGAAGUGUUGGACAAGGAGGCGGUCUUGGCAAGAGCAGAGAAACUGGAACAUAUCGAACAGACCCAGCUAGAACAGCAAAUGCAUAAGAAGGUAUUGGCUCAGCGUGCAAGGGAGCGAUUCCGCAAACAUUAUAACCUGUGCUGGGAGGUUGUGGAACACAUCGUCGAUUUAGUGACCAAGAUUGCAGAAUACCGCGAACUCACACUGAACUUGAUUCCAGAGAAGAUGAUGAGAGAAUGGAAGGAGAUGUUCUUCUUUGAGCUGCCCUUAUAUGAGCAGCAAGUCAAUGAGCCACAACCUUCAGAGGAAAGUUCCAAGGACAAUUUGGAGCUGUCUAAGCAGGGAAUGCUUAACGCCCAGGAUUAUGAAGAUUAUAAGAUGAUGACUGGUGACUGGCUGCCACCUGAAGAAGGGGAUAUUCGUGGCCCACCAGCCAAUAAUAACAUUUUGGGACAUGUGGUUCACCGGAUCUUUGAAAUCGUCCAUCCCACCAAACCACCAACGCCACCCCCUGUGUUUCCUGCUUUCCCCAUCAAGGCCUGCAUUCUGGGCAAGCUGCUGGCAGGCAAAAGCACCUGCCUGAAAUACUUAGCAGAAGCACUGCAUAUCCGAGUCCUUGUGCCAGACAUGCUGGUUCAAGAAGCUGUGCAAGCCUUCGAGGAGGGUGAAACCAUGGAUCCUGAUCAGACCCUGGAAGACAGAACAGAAUCUGUAAAGGAAGAUCAGUUGAGUGCCAGGGCCCAGCUAGGUGCAAGAGCUGCCAAGUUUCUGAGGAAAGGGAAGUCUGUUCCUGACGAGUUGUUGGUGGAGAUUGUGGUUGAGUGUGUACACUCUCUGCCGGCAGAAUGUGGCUGGAUCCUGGAUGGUUUCCCAGUGACUGUUAAACAGGCCAAGCUGCUGGAGAAGUGGUUCACUGGUGUCGAUCCUGACAAAGCGAACAGGAAGAGCAAGAAGUCAAAGACCAGCCUCGCUAUAGACCCAAGAGCUCCGAAAGAUCCUCCACCUCCCCAACCAGCGCUGGACAUUGCCAUCCUGCUGGAUGUUUCAGACAACACUGUGCUGGCUCGUCACUCAGAGAGCACAAUCAGUUCAGGCACUGAGGUUGAGAGCCGGAGGACAGGCAGCCUGCACCAGGAGAGCAAAGGGAACAUGGCUUUUACCGGAAGCUCAGGUCCUGAAGAGGAGCAAUUCCUGCCCCGGCUCACAGGUUUCCUUGAUAACUGGCCCAAGCUGGAGAAGUGGUUCGAGGUGGAGCAGAAGAUACUGGUGAAGGUGAAUGGGGAGCUUGAGCAGGGCGAAUUGUUGGAAAAACUCGAGCUGGUCCUGGUUGAAGCCUUGUACAAGAAACAGUGUAAAGACGCUGAGACUGAGAAGCCUGUAGAGGUGCAAAUACUCCCCUCCCCAGUUCAGGCCGAGCCAACUCCUUCUCCCGAGCCUCAGGAGAAGCCUUCAAAGGAAGAGAAAUCGGUGAAAAAUGGCUCUGUCAAAGAGAAGAAGAAGAAGAUCCUGUCGCCUCGUGACAAGAAACGUGACAAACCUGGCUCCCUUAGUCAAUCAGGCUCUGCUAAAGGCAAAAAAGGGAAAGGGAAAUUGGAACUUGCACCAGAGCCGACUCCUGAACCUGAACCACAAAGACCCCCACCUCCAAAACCAGGCUCAGACCAAUGGGUAUAUGUGGAUGAGCCGGUUCCUCAGGAGGUUGCUCAAUACUUGGCUCUAUAUUGGAACAAUAUUGAGGACACAUACGUCAACACCAUCCACAAUAUGAUGCAGGAACAACGUGAUGAGCGACACCGUAUGAUCAAUUACCUGUACAAGAUCAGGGAGGAUUUUCAGGAGUAUUUGCAAUCCCGUCCCGACCAUAAGCAGGAGUUUGUAUCCCAGUGGCAGGAAGACUAUAAUUCCAUUGCGGAAGAUCUGCGGCAGGAUGAAGAUGUGAAAGCAGAGCUGCUGCUGCGGCUUUAUGAUCUGCGCGAGCGUCUCUGGGACAUCUCUGAUAACAGGAAGGAGGAGGCUGAGCGGGAAAGGAUGAAUGUUAUAGGAAAUAGCUGGCUGGAGGAUCACCUGCGUCUACUGCUCAACAUUUACUUGACUCUCAUGCAGGUGGAGAUUGAUCGGUUCCAGGACUCUUAUCGAUUCCUGCAGGAUUACUACAAAGUGAUGGAAGGGAACAUCCCACCGGAAGAGAGCAAGGAAUUUGCACGUAUCCCAUUGGUUAAUAUGACUGAUGUACCGGCCAUAGUGCCAGCGAUCGAUCAAGAAACUGGGAGUGCUCCAGGUUCUAGCCAACCUGCCAGACAGGCACAGCUGGAAAGCAGCAGCCUGGUGACUGAGGGCAAGGAGGAUCAGAAGGUUGAAGAAGGAGCCCAACAGAUUGCUCCAGGAUCUAGCCAGCCUGACAGACAGCUAGAACUGGAAAUCAGCAGCCCAGUAACUGGAUCCAAAGAGGAGCUGAAAGAUGAAGAGGAGGAAGAACAAGAAACAAAAGAGUUCAAGGUUCCUCUUGUUCCAUAUCAAAUCCCCUCCUCCAGUCUAGCAGUAAAGGAGAAACCAAAAAGCCUAGCAAAGGUGUCGGGGAAGGUGAAAGAAGAAUCACUCAUCAUGGAGAUGCCAUCCAUGACUGAUGUCAAUGAGUAUCUGAUCUUCGAGGCCUAUCAGACAGCAACUUCAUCUCUCUCAAAUAUUAUCCAAACAGUGGUGAAAGUCAAGGAGGAAGAGGAGAAGAAAGGCCGCCAGUCUGUAACCCCAUCUGUGCCAACGCCUGUGAUUGAGAAUCCAGAGGUGGUAAAGAAGAGAGAACUGAGGGACCGAAUAUACACAGAGUAUAUAGGAGCACUGGAAGAUGAAGCACAAGGUGUCAGAACACGGCUGGAGCUGAUCAAACUGAAGGCCGUGGCUAUGAUACAGGAGCUGAAAUCAAAGGCACAAGAAGUCUUCACAAUCAUGGAGGAUUGGCUCGGGACUAGGUUCCUGCAGGAAAUGGAAAGCAUCAGCACACUGCUUGAUAUUGGGUUGGGAUAUGUGAACUCUGGGACCAAGAUUGAGCACCAGCUGAUUCUCCAUGAUAAGGAGUUCUUCGUCAAUGGGGAUGUGAAGAUGAUUCCAGACCCACCACCACUCACACGUUUGCCUUCCAAAGAGACCGCAAGGGAUGGUGAGCUAACAACUGAGCAGCUCUGUAACCUCCAUCAACAGUUCAUGUUCAUAGCACCCACAGGUUUAAUGCUGAAAAAGACAUUCAUCGAGAUUUUACAGGAUCUGGUAACACUGGACCUUGGCUCAGAACAACUGCCAGACCAAUGGAGCUCAAUCUCUUACUCACAGGUGUUGGAUAUCACAAGGACGCUGACUCCAGAAUCAGAUUUGUUGGACUGGCGACGAUUUCUUCUCUCAGCUGCUCAACCCUGGCCUUACCCAUCACUGAGGGACCUGCUGGACACCAAGAGCAGGUUCCAGGCAGUCGAUACUGCAGACACUGGAUACGUUACACAAGAACAGUACAAUCAGGUGGAGCUGUGGUUUAAGGGUGAGACUGAGCUCCAGGUGCCAGAGGAUCCAGUAGCCCCUCUCCCAUUCCAGAGACUGAAGCAACUCAAGCAGGUUUUCUUUACAGUGUUUGCGGAUGAGAGGCGGACUCCACCGGAGCUGGACUAUACCAACAUGCUGCUAUACUUCGCGACUCACCGAGACCCUGCCCAAGGAUUCUACCGAUCCCUCAGCCUUGCUGCUGGAGCACUUCUCACCUGGAAUCCAGACUCCGACUCCACCCUGUUCAAGUCCGAACCAUGUAUUGAUCGGCACACUGUGGGGAGGAGUACAGCUGUGCCAGAUGGACAAAAUGCACCCUUACCCUCAGCCGAGAUGGUGCCGAUAUCUGCACUGUUUCAAAUCCUGACCCACGGUGUUAUGAAAACUGAGGACACUCAUCGCCACAGCAUCCAGUCCGAAACAGAGCAGCUUUACUGCAAGCAUUUAACUAAGUUGUACAAGGACUUGGGAUCAGAGAACUUGGAGCCACUUCCAUUCGGGAUUUUACUGACACAUCCUUUCGUAGUGGACCUGAUAAACGGAACUCUCAAAUUCACCCUGCCAGAUUUCAAGGCAAUUCUGCAGAGGAAGCUGGUGGAAAGUGAAGCAGUUGCAAGCAGCUCUCCUGAACUUUCAGUGGAAACAUCUUCAAACACACCCACUGAGGAUCCAGGAUCUAGUCGGCGAAGAAUAGCCAAAACAUGAAACCAUUUCUAAUUGGCAGACGUGACUGCCCCAAAUGUGGAUCUCAUUAAU